AUCGACUCAGCAUGCUGCGUUCCUUGCACACACAAACGUAGCCCCCCCGAAAAAAGACAUACUUUAACUGUUUCAAAUAAUUUCAAAUGUGAACACACAUUAUAUUUUAAAUGUGGCUUCUGCUUUGGCGAUACGUGUAAAUGCGAAUGAAAUACCAACUAAAAAGCCAUAACAAUUGCAAAGAGCGCAGCAGACAUACGAACGCAACGACAGUCAAGCAGCCAACACUAAUCGCAAUCGCAUACGUCUGGGGGCCCUAACCGCAUUGGCGAAAAAAUUCCGCACAACAGCAGCAAGUAGCAACACACAAAAAUCGAAAGUACACACACGCGCGCGCAACAGAGGCGGCGGCCGAGCCAAGGAGGAGCAGUAGCAUCAAGCGUAUUCAGCAUUAAUUUAUUUAUUUUUGCUUUGAAUACCGGCAAACCGGGUGAAGAUCGAGCGAAUUGGAAAGAAAAUUCGAGGACGAUGUCCCAGCAUGGGGUUACGGAGGCUUUAGCCGCAGAGCUGGCAAAGGCCGUGGACCUGAUAAUGCAUCCAAUGACCGUGCAACAGGCUCGUCUCGAAGCUUAUAUGGCCUGCGAACGAUUCAAGGAGGAGUCACCGUUGUGCGCCCAAGUGGGUCUCUAUUUAGCCAGCUCGGCUCAAUUCAAUCAGGAAGUGCGGCAUUUCGGACUACAGCUAAUUGAGUACACAAUCAAAUUCAAAUGGAAUUGCAUAACGCACGAGGAGAAGGUGUACAUUAAGGAAAAUGCCAUCAAGAUGCUAAAUAUGGGCGUUGGCCCAGCCGAGGAUCGUACGCUGUUGCAUUUAAAGGACGCUCUCUCGCGAAUCAUUGUCGAGAUGAUCAAGCGAGAAUGGCCGCAACAAUGGUCAGAUCUAUUGCCCGAAUUAUCGCAGGCUUGCAACAAUGGCGAGGCGCAAACGGAGCUAGUUUUAUUGGUCUUUUUGCGUUUGGUCGAAGAUGUGGCCUUGUUACAGACAAUCGAAUCGAAUCAGCGACGCAAGGACAUGUAUCAAGCACUUAACAAUAACAUGAAUGAUAUAUUUGAGUUCUUUUUGCGCCUGAUCGAACAGCAUGUAACUGCAUUCCGUGAAACAACUCGUUUGGGCAACUAUCAUAAAGCAAAUGCCCACAGUCGAGUCGUUGAGAUGGUGUUGCUGACGUUGAGCGGCUUUGUGGAAUGGGUUAGCAUCAAUCACAUCAUGUCGAGCAAUGGCAAACUGAUGCAUUUCCUUUGUAUACUCCUCAAUGAUAAAGCAUUCCAAUGCAAUGCAGCCGAAUGCCUCGCACAAAUCACAAAUCGCAAGGGCCAGACCAAGGAGCGAAAACCCCUACUCCAGCUGUAUGGCGAGGAGCCUUUACGCUACAUCUACACAGCUAGCCAAAUGCAAGUGGACAACAGCAACGUGCAGGCCAUCGAACAGCAUCAUAAUUUUCUGAAGAAACUCAUUCAAGUGCUAAAUGGCAUGGUACAACAACUGGUUGCGCUAUGGGGCAAGGACGAAGGCACACAACGACCCGCACAAUUGAAUGUAAUGUUUGAAUGUUUACUGCUGCUCGUACAGCAUCCAUCGCUGACUGUGGCGCAUGGAGCUGCAUUAAUUUGGCAACUACUGCUGAAGCAUGACGGGUGCUCCAAGGAUUAUCUGAUGGUCAACAACAUUCCCAAGCUAAUACACACUAUUGCGCCACGCAUUGUCAAAAUAACCUAUCCCAGCCAGCAGCCGGACGGGGUUACCCAGUCACCCAAUAGCACAGAAGCUUACAUACGCUUGGAGUACGACAGCGAAGAGGACUUUGCUAUAUAUUUCUUUCGCUGUCGCACAGAUUUCCUUGAGAUCUUUCGACAGGCAACGCUGGUGCAGCCUUUGAUAACGUAUGGCUAUUGUGAGCAGUGGCUGCAGCUUCGACUGCGUCAUGCCCAAUCAGAACCUGAAUGCUCCAGCAUCAAUUGCAGUGUGCUCGAUCCAAUUUACUUGGAAUGGGAUGCAUUGGUCUGUGUCCUGGAUGGUGUACUUAGUCGCAUUUUGUUGGUGGCCGAGCGUCCAGCUGUCGCCGGUGGCCUGCGUUUGUUGGAGGAGUGCCUCAAGCUGGAAACAUCAAAUCCCUUAAUCUAUUCCAUUUUAUUAUCUUGCAUAUCAGCGCUUUUUGUGUUCCUCAGCAUGUCCUCGUGCCAAUUGACGCCCAACAAUUGUGUGGCCAUGAGUGGAGUAGCGCUUCUGCCUCGUGUCCUGGACAAGAUCUUUCGUGCAUUGGUUUUGAAGCCGCCAAACGAACUGGAGAAGGUGCAACAGAAAUCUGCCAAGAAUUUGCGUCGUCAUGCUGCCUCAUUGCUGGUCAAACUGGCUCAUAAAUAUCCGCUGCUUUUGCUGCCCGUUUUCGAGCAAAUCAACAAUCAUGUAGAGUGCCUGCUUAAGGAGCCGUCAUCGCCUCAUCUGUGCCGCAUGAUGCGUACCACAUUGCAGGAGGCGCUCAUCUUAAUCUCGAAUCAUUUUUGUGACUUUGACCGUCAGACACUGUUUAUCGAGCACAUCGUGCAGCGGAAGCGCUCCGAAUGGCUAAGCUUCGGCGAAGCAUUCAAGUCGCCGUUGGAAUUUAUUCGUUUCGUUGGAUUGGAUAAGCCGCCUGUCUAUGAUAUCGAUCGGGAUCCUUCCAUUGUACAACGUUCACGGAUUUUGGAUGCUCUGCAUGUGGUUUUGGGCGUCAUUAAGCGUUGCACUUGGCCCGAUGAUCCGGAUCGUGCCCAGCGUGGAGGUUUUGUCAUUGGCUGCACAGAUCUGGGCAAUCCCAUCUGCAGAAAUCCGGCAACGAAACAUGUGGUGCCGCUUCUCUCACAUGUGCUUAGUUUAAUGCGUGUUCUAAAUGAGCUCUUCCGCCCCGAGGCAUUGGCCGCUCUUUCCGAGGGCUAUCGCAAUAUACACGGCAUGCUGGAGCAUGAGAAGAAGCUGCUGAUGGGCAUAUGCGCCAUACCAGCCGAUCCUCUAGACACGACAAUCAAAACGGAACCAACUGCCUUCGAGAAGAUGCAAACGUUCAUGACUUUGGUCACCGAAGGCUGUUAUCAUUUGAUGGGCUCGGCGGGUCCAUCACUCGGUCGUGAUCUCUACCAGCUGGUGGGUCUAUCCGAUGCCAUAAUCAACAACGUGUUUUGCUGCAUGGACAUCAUACCCGAUUAUCGCAUGCGUCCCAUCAUCCGAGUGUUCUUCAAGCCAUUUGUUUACUCGUGCCCGCCCAGCUACUAUGAGUCGGUGCUGGUGCCGCUAUUUGCUCAUCUAACUCCACUCAUGUGCGAACGCCUGACACGUCGCUGGCUGUACAUUUCUUCGCUGUACGAAUCGGGGCAGUUGAAUGGCGAAGUGAAUGACACACAGGAAGUGCUCGAGGAUCAACUGAAUCGGACGCUAACUCGCGAAUAUUUGGAUGUGCUAAAGAUUGCCUUAGUGGGCGGUCAAAUUGGUGCCGAUCAUGUGAAUGCUGCUGGCGGUGCUAAUGUGGUAGCAAUGGAGAACGAGGAGCACUCCAUGGACAGUGCACCACAAUCACGUGCAGCGCAAUCAGCCCUGCUUUCAGAUACCAUCAGCGAUCUGGGUGGCCAACUGCUGCGCAAUGGUCCAAUUAGCAACUACAUAUUGAUGACACUCCUUAAUGCAAUCGCUUGGAACGAUGGCAUGUGCAACAUGAAGGCUGUUAAUAUAGCGGCGCCUGUUAUGCGUUUCCUUGCCGCCGAGCAGCUGAUGGAUGAGAAUAAGGCAGUGAGUGCUUUUACGGCUGUACUGCAAGGCAUGCAGGUGCAUGGCCAGCAUGAAGCGAAUCAAUCCGGCUUGAUAACACUCGGCGUUCAGUUUUACGAGCUGCUGCGUCCUAAAUUCCCAGUGCUCAGCGAAGUGUUGCAACAUAUUCCAAGCGUCAAUGCGGCGGAUGUGCAAAAGUUCGAUGAGAAAAUCUCUGUGGCUCCGGUCAAAGGCAACAAAGUGGAUCGAGCCAAGAAGGAUAUAUUCAAGAAGCUAACUGCCCAAUUGGUUGGUCGCAGCGUCAAUCAACUGUUUCGCCACGAGGUGCAAAUUGCCAAUUUGCCACCUAUGCAACCAAAUCAAAAGCAUGCCAGCACCAAUAGCAACAUCAUGGACAGCAAUCAGAAUGCCAAUCUGAGCAAGCUGUUCCGCACCGAAAAGUGACAGACGGCGACGACUCGAUGCCGAUGCCGAUGAUGUCGAUGAUAUCGAUGUUGCCGAUGCCGUCCCGCCGCGGCGACGACUGAAAAUAAAUUAAUUGUAAACUAGUUAAGCAGCAACAACAGCAGCAGCAGUAACAGUAGCAGGCGGCGAAGGAGGAGGCGGAGGAGGAGCAGGCGGAACAACUGUAGAAACAGAAACAACAGCCAACAUUGCCAGAAGCAGAAGCCUCACACACAAUGUUAUCGUAAUCCAACUCCAGCUUUUACUCUAUCUAACACUAGAUAUAGUUAUAGGAAAAGCUUCUACUGCUUUUACUGUCACCAUCGCCAACGGACGAGCUACAGCCCUAACUUUGGCUUCAGCUUCAAACUCCACUCAUAUUCAUAUCAUCUGCAGUGCCAGCUAUAGCUAUAUCUAUAUCUCCAUCUCCAUCUCUAGCUUUACCUGUAGCGUCGACUUCAUCUUCAGUUCCAGCUACUUCACCUCUAGCUCCUUGCUGCAUCUUCAGCUCCAGCUGCCACAUUUGCCACAAGUUUUGCUGCUCUUACUUGCUAAACAAACACACACACAUACACACACACACACAAA
This is a messenger RNA of Drosophila hydei, 4767 nucleotides long. RefSeq names its product exportin-5 (gene Ranbp21). Bases 469 to 4179 code for a protein of 1236 amino acids. NCBI's taxonomy places the organism in Eukaryota, Metazoa, Arthropoda, Insecta, Diptera, Drosophilidae. The record is from RefSeq and is a predicted model, not a curated record. Gene Ontology annotation, biological process: RNA export from nucleus; protein export from nucleus. Gene Ontology annotation, molecular function: small GTPase binding; RNA binding; nuclear export signal receptor activity. The transcript has 2 exons. Gene Ontology annotation, cellular component: nucleus; cytoplasm; RNA nuclear export complex.